This is a messenger RNA of Vigna radiata var. radiata (mung bean), 1662 nucleotides long. RefSeq lists its product as uncharacterized. Bases 643 to 1530 code for a protein of 295 amino acids. The record is from RefSeq and is a predicted model, not a curated record. The transcript is spliced from 4 exons. Lineage: Eukaryota; Viridiplantae; Streptophyta; Magnoliopsida; Fabales; Fabaceae.
AUUCACGAGUGAAACGAGGCGUUUAAAAGCGCGGAGAAGAGGAGAUGGCAAUGGCGGUGUUGAGUUUCUGGUCUUUUUCCCCAAAUCAUUUUAGGUUUUCCAGAGUUUCUUAUGAUUUAUCUACCGUGACAUUCCUCCAUUUUCCAUUGCGGUAUCUAGCGAAAUCAGAUCAGUAUCAUCCACCUCUCAGAGAUUUGCUGAACAUUAACAGUGAAAGGGAAACAUAAGUGAAAUGCCAUUAGUAUCUGGUUGUUGUGGCAUAAUGGCAUGAAGGGCAUGGAGGUUUACUACUGUUGACUGUUAAAUUUAUUCAACUGGAUAGAACGGGUUUGCGGUUUUCCAAUGAGCUGGCGAAGCUUGAUGUGGCUGUGAAGCUUGUUAUAGACUCUGCAGUGGCUUAUACUAUGGAUGAGGUUGACAAGGUGUUUGUUGGAGCAGAUGGAGUUGUUGAAAGUGGUGGUAUAAUCAACAUGAUGGGAACUUACCAAAUUGAAAUGGUGUGGCUAAGAGUAUGAACAAGCCAGUUUAUGUGGUUGCUGAAAGUUACAAGGCAUUCGAAGGGAGUUUAACCCAUUGAUUCAUAGUGUCACGAGUCUUAGCUUGUUUUAUUAGUCUGGUCUGCCCGCUGCCCGCUUUUAAAUCAUGCUCUCACGCCAAACGGGUCAAUCAUCCCAGACGGAACCUCCAGCUUCUGAGCUUGUUCCAGUCUUAACCAAACGCUUGGUUUUGGAUGGCAACCCUACUUACUUACGCAAUCUGGUUGAAUGUCAAGAAAUAGGCUAUGAACGCGAAUGGGCAGGAAAGGCCUUAACUGUUCGUUCGGUAAACAUCAACGUUCAGUACUUUCGUAACUCUAUCGUUAGUGUUAUGACUAAGGUUCUUACAGCUCGCUACGAGUAUCUCGGCAAGCGAAAAACCGACAUUACUGCGGACAUCACUACUUACGUCUACGCAAAAUUACGUGGUAUCAACCGCUUAUAUGGCCAACACGCAACUAGAUAUGCGACCGCUCCUAGCUACACCAAGGACAUAGAGCUUCCUCUACCUUUGGCUCUCGCCAUUCAGGAAUUCGGCUCUUUUAAUACUCACUCUUUAGAGCGCAACCUAAUCAUGAUUCCAACUUAUCCAGAAGGAACGCAACAUGAAGGCCGAUCCGCUGCAACUUACCCUUCAGUUGAAUAUCUAACUUACGUGUCAACUCUCACUCGCCUCGGAAUUCCAUUGAAAUCCGUAGACUCACGAGUCAAAUCAGGCUCCGCCUGGUGGACAUUUAAACUUCGGAUUAUUUCUGAUUCUGUUGAUUUAAUUUGUACUUUACCUCGCAGCCACUACUCAGACAUGAGCGUACAGCUUAGAAUGUUGUUCAUCUCUAGCGACGACGAGCAUCCUCCACAGGACAUCAUUGCUCUCGACGACCCUCAACCCAAUUACGGCACACUUGCUAGCCUUAUCACUCAGCAAUUCAACAGUCGCACCUUUUUGGCAAUCAUCCAAGGUCCAAAAGAAGAAUGGGACUUCGGCUCAGUCUAACUUUCAGUUCAAUGUAAUUUGAACAAUUUUAUUCUAUUGCACUGAAUUCUACAGCGCACAUCUUUCGUGCAUUUUUGUAAUUUUAAAACACUUUGUGGGUUUUGAUUUACAGAUAACUAUUUAUAUUUCGUU